Messenger RNA from Podarcis lilfordi (Lilford's wall lizard), 1487 nucleotides. The record is from the annotation of a GenBank genome assembly. Lineage: Eukaryota; Metazoa; Chordata; Lepidosauria; Squamata; Lacertidae.
AUGGCAAACAGGGGCAACGCUCAAACACCCCAGUCGGGUGGUGCUCUAGUGCCCGUUGAGCCCUGUAACCCACAAGCUAUAGCGCAACUCGUCUCGGCAAUUCAAGCCUUUUAUGCGCAAUGCGGGCCUCCGGUAGCCCCGACGUCUUCCAUAGUGGAGCUACCUCAAGAUUGCAUACCUGACACCCCCCCCCCAGCCAGCAGGGCCGGGCAGGACCCUCCUCAGCUACGUCUAGCACGACUAAGCAAGGCCCCAGACACGUUUGCAAACUGCACGUGCACAGAAGUCUAAGUCUAGUGCCCAGAAGGCCAAGUCCGGGGUGCAGAAGCCUAAGGCCAGCACCCAGAGGACCAGGCCAUCAAGGGCCACCUCCUCUAAUGCAAGUCAGGAGGCAAAAGGUGUUCCUACUGUUUUUCAGGAUACUCCAGCCCAGCACAGUACGUCCGAAGGGUCAUCUUCGGAUGACGAGUUGCCUCCCCAGCAGGCAGCUUCUGCGUCUAAUGACCCAGCCCCGCGAGACAGUAGCUCCCGCGGAGGGAAGCGGAAAGCGAAGAGGAAGCACGUGUCCAAGAAGAGCAGGAGAAGGGACCCAUCUGACUCCGAGGAUGAGACAGGUACUUCUUCUUCUGAGGGUGAUAGUGAUGCGCCCAUGGAGACUUACUGGGGGGAGGGCGAAGAGACAGGUGCCCCUUUGUGGGUCCAUGAGAGGUGGGCCAAUUCGCACCGUAAAAAUUUUUAAUGGGACCCUCGAAUGGAAAGAUGGGGCGCUAGUCAAGGAUGUUAAAGUUUCAACUCACUCGUCUACUGAUUUUAACUUGGGAAAUCACCUUUCUAAGAGGAAAAGGGAUAAGAUACUGAACGGGGAUUUCGUAGAUAUGUUUACGUUGCUGCCGCCGGCACAAAUAAAGGGUAAAGGGGAUAAAAAUAGGUAUUAUGGUAAGAAAAGAUAUAGGACCCUUCGGGCGGAGCGUACAUUUGAGAACUGGCUCAAUGGCUACCAGGUAUUCAUGGGGAUAGUCUUAGGAGGUUAUCCAAAAAGUGGGUUGCACCUUGCAUCUUAUCUGGCUCAUGUGAGAAGGGUGUGUGAAUUAGCGGGAGAUGAGGCUGCCAUCUCGUACGACGAGGAUUUUCGUAGGAAUGCCUCGCUUUUGUCCUCAAAGCGCUGGGAUCAGAGGGACAAUAACUACUGGAUGGAGCAUGUGGGGCCUAACAUCGAAAAGAAAACUCAUGACCAAGCAAAACCCGGUAAGGUGGACGCCAAACGUCGUAAACAAUGCUGGGAUUUCAAUAGAGGGGCCUGCCAGCGCACCGCUUGUAAGUACUUGCACGAAUGCGAUAAGUGUUUAGGUAGCCACCCGGCUAUUAACUGCUUCAAGGGCAAACAACAGCCCUUUCGAGGCGGCAGGGGUCACCUCCACCAGGGAAACCAGGGUGCCCCCUCUGGCGCUUCAGGACCUGCCCAAGGGUCAACAGGGAAUCGCUACUAA